Daphnia pulicaria is the source of this 1283-nucleotide messenger RNA. RefSeq names its product protein Star-like. Bases 230 to 1186 code for a protein of 318 amino acids. The record is from RefSeq and is a predicted model, not a curated record. Lineage: Eukaryota; Metazoa; Arthropoda; Branchiopoda; Diplostraca; Daphniidae. The transcript is spliced from 6 exons.
UAGCUGGUGACGUGUACUGCCGCACUGGCACAGCAAGAUCGUGUUUAGAUUGUUAUACCACUAUAUUGCUGUUUGAAGUUACCGAAACUUGGAAAUUUAAGAUAUUGCAGUCGUGGCCCAGGACAUCUCGGUUAAUGUCUGUGUUUCUCUCAAAAUAAAUGCAAUUAUAUUAUGUGUGAAUAGUUUUACUAAUUCUCGGCUUGUUUAUCAGUAUAUCGAAUCUCUUAAAAUGUCUUUCAUCAGUUUUAGAGGAAUCAGAAUAUUUGUGGCACGUCGGAGAUCAUCUAUUAUAUUGUGUGUGGGAUUAUUCGUUUUUUUCUUUCUUAUCCAUGAGAACAGAAGCACAGACCGAAAAUUUUCAAAUGGUAUUACCACCAAGUACAAUUUGUUGGAAGAGAGUAAACAUCAAUCGCAGCAUGUUAAAGAUUGCACACUAGAAUACGCAAACACUCAUCGACUGCAACAGGACCAUCCGUGUGUACUUGACCUUAUUAGAAAGAAUUAUUUAAAGAAACCAUGGGGACCAGAAGUUCCGUUUGAUUUGCAUAAUCCAAAAACAGCCGAUCCAUCGGCCGGUCAAGCCAAAGCAAUCAUGCGAAUAUUGCGCAACCAGGCCAAUGGAUUCUUUGUGGAAUGUGGAGCUUCAGACGGUGAAUUCCUCUCCAACACAAUAUACAUGGAGCGAUACAAAAAUUGGACGGGGCUACUAAUCGAACCGGAUCGUGGUUCUUACGACUCUCUGUUGACUCGCAAAAGGAAAGCAACGCACGUUCCAGCUUGUCUCAGCUUGGAGACUUAUCCCACAGAAGUUACUUUUAAAUCUGUUUUCCAAGUCGGAAGCAUUCAAGAAAAGUCUUCGUGGUUUGAAAACGAUCACUUGAUUACCGUGCAAUGUUUUCCAUUUUACUCAUUUCUUCUUGCCUACGGACGGACCUCUGUGGAUUUUUUCAGUCUCGACGUCGAGGGUCAUGAGCUUAAAAUCCUCAAAACGAUUCCAUGGCACAAAGUCGACAUUAAGACGUUGGUGGUUGAAUGGGAACACGUCGAGGAAGGGGAAGCUGGGAUUGUCAAAUUCAUGGAAGAGAACGGGUUUGUUAAUUUUGGAAAAAUUGCAACUCCAUAUGCCCGUGACAUCGUCUUCGUAAAAGAUUUUUUAAGCGAUUUGCGAUACGACUAUGACGACUAACUCAAAGAAGAUGAAGGCAAAGAAGCAACACAGACGAAAGUUAUAUUCCUUUAUAGUUGAAGGCAAAUAUAGGCCGAAUUUGGAAUUUAUACUUGUA